Messenger RNA from Brassica napus (rape), 1294 nucleotides. Its product is annotated as vacuolar protein sorting-associated protein 45 homolog. Gene Ontology annotation, biological process: vesicle-mediated transport. The transcript is spliced from 5 exons. Lineage: Eukaryota; Viridiplantae; Streptophyta; Magnoliopsida; Brassicales; Brassicaceae. The record is from RefSeq and is a predicted model, not a curated record. The coding region runs from base 531 to 848 and encodes 105 amino acids.
AUCUCAAACUAAAUUAUCAAUUUUCUCAGAAUCCUCUCAUGUCUCGUCUCUUCAUCUCUCAUAUCUGGUCAUCUGCAAUCUUCUUUUCUCUGGUGAGCUCCUCACAUCUUCUUCUAAGAAACCCCUCUGUCUCUCCAACCACCGUUGAUAAGCUUCACCACCACGCUCCUUUUGGAACCAUUACGUCGUCACAAAAACACAUCAAUGCCUCUGCUCACAUAUCCAUCGUUACCCUCUCUCCUCUCCGGAGACACAGAAACAAGAAACAAAACGUCGUCACCUGUCUCCAUCUCCACCUUGUUUCAGUUAGAAUAUCGUCUAGUCUCUCUCUCUCUAUCUCUCUCUCUCUCUUUUGAUUCUGGUUUUGUCACCGUUUUUGGUAUAGAAAGCUGAUGGAAAGGAUUUCCCAUGAAAGUUUGAAUCUUUUUUAUGUUUGUGUUUUGAAAUCUGGGUUCCAGGGAUAAACAGAAGAUGAAGAACAUCAGGAGACGGAGAGAAGAGAGAAGAGGCGAAGUCGGAGCUCUGUAGUGAUGGAGAUAGCGGCUAUGACUAAAUUGAUGUAUCAGCAUGAAAGCGGUCUUUUCGAUUUUAGACGGACUGAAAGCUCUCCGUUGCUGCUUGUAAUUGACAAAAGAGAUGACCCGGCAAUGGUGCACGAACUCAUAGGACUUGAGGAUAAUAAAGUUGACGUGAGAGCCAUUGGAAGUCUUUCAAAAGAUCAGCAAGUUGAGGUGGUUUUAUCAUCAGAACAAGAUGCAUUCUUCAAAGCUAACAUGUAUGAAAAUUUUGGGGAUAUCGGAAUGAACAUCAGCAGGUGGCCAAGAGUAACAAAAAUAUCCAGACAGUAGGUAAAUAUAUGAGGACAUGGCCAGAUUUGUUGACAGCUACCCUGAGCACAAAAAAAUGCAAGGCAACGUGUCAAAGCAUGUAACCCUGGUUACUGAAAUGAGCAAGCUAGUUGAAGCAAGGAAACUGAUGCUGGUUUCACAAACAGAGCAGGACUUGGCUUGCAAUGGUGGCUCGUGGAAUUAAGGUCUGUAUCUGAGAUUAUACCUCUCGAGGAACUUCGUAUAUCUCCCAAUAUAUGUCAUGUUGCUGACUUGUUGAAAAAAAAAAUUCAGGGGGUUGAGAAUGUAUACACUCAACUGCAGCUAGGGUUUUUUUAGAUUUUGUUUUUAAACCUGGUUUGUAUGUAAACUGGUUUAGUUUGUAAACCGAAUUUUUUUGUAAUCUGGUUUAAUUUAUAAACCGAUUGUAAACCAAAAUUUUAAUAUAAACCAAAAUCAUUUAUAAA